Messenger RNA from Durusdinium trenchii, 1473 nucleotides. NCBI's taxonomy places the organism in Eukaryota, Dinophyceae, Suessiales, Symbiodiniaceae. The record is from the annotation of a GenBank genome assembly.
AUGCAGGCCAUGCGUAUGCAUCUGCAGGCCAAGAAGCAGGAGCUGAGCAAAGCAAUGGCGGAACAGUUGCAAGCUGCAGGUGAUGGCGUCCGGGACCGUGCUCGACGCAAGGUUGAUGCCGUUAGAAGGAAGUGCCAAGUUGAGCUGAAGACCCUCCGUGCGAAGGCUAUCGAAGAAAGUGAAGCCAGAGAGAAGGAGGACACAAAGCUGAGAGACAAACUGUUGAAGGCCGAAGAAGCUUUGCGCCAUGCUGCAGCACAGGAGCGAGAAGAGUUAAAGACAAUGAGGGAAGCAGGUGAAGCAGAGUUGGCGCGAAUCGCCGCCCAAUUUGAGGAGGACACCGCGCGACAACUGCAGAAGCUAGAGGCAUCCCAUUGCCAGCAAGAGGAGAUGCUCGUGAUGCGCGAAGAGCACAGCUCCCAGGCACAAGGUAAUGCCACAGCUCAAGCUUGGAAGCAGCGUUUGGCAGAUGCAGAGCUGGCAGCAGCUGAAGCACGGGCGCAACUGUGCGAAGCUUCACAAGUACAAGAGAAGCUUUGGCUACAGAGCUCGCAGAGGGUGGAAGAGCUGCUCGAUGAGUCUUCAAAAUUGGAGGAGGAGACUCCGAUCUUGUCCAAAGAAGUAACAGGUGGCAGCAAGAGAACGGAGGAUGUUUUUCAUCACGAGGUGAGAAUCAUUACCGGUAAGCAGCCGCUGGACUGGACUUGCGCAGACAGCCCAACUGGACAAAAGGGGCUAAGUCCAUCUCCUGCAACUUCAUUGGUGUCGGAUGGAGGUCAGAGUCACACCGCCAACGUCACAACGACGCUGCCAUUGGUCUACGCCGCGGCGCUUGAAGGGAUCGAAACACAUGGGUGGGGCGCCGUCUACCCUCCGGACGAUCCUCCAGCUUGGACCAUUCUGCAUUGGGCAGCUAUGGAAGGUCGUUUGGACGUUUGUCGCCGACUGGUAGCUGCUGGUGCCAACCCUUUGUGUGAGGACGAGCGCGGCUGGACUCCCAUAUUCUGCGCUGAGCAAGCUGGUGAGAAUGAGGUGUUGGAGCUUCUAUGCGCAUGCACGGAAAAGGCUGACCAGCUUCUGAAGGAGAAGCAAGGAUUGCCCCCAAUUCCACCAGUGAUUGCGGCGAGUGUGGAAGCGGUAGAGAACUACGGAUGGCAGGCGAUGCACGGCGGGCAAAAUGACUGGACUGCUCUCCAUUGGGCAGCUGCUGAGGGUCGACAAGUCCUGUGCGCUCGAUUGCUGCGAGACAAUGCAGAUCCAGCGCAAGCAGAUGACACUGGCAAGAGCGCCUUAGACUAUGCCCGGGAAUCUGGCCACCAAAGUACUUGGUUGCUUUUGUGGCAGGUACACCAGGAGCAAAUGUCCAAGGGCAAGUCCUCCACGAAGGAACUUGCACCGACUUCUUGGCCGAAAUUGCCCACCCAAUCCUAUGCUUCCUACCCGCAAUCGUUGCUACUGCCAUCGAAGCCUUGA